AUGAGCUUCGAAGUGGAUCGCUAUUCGUCUGCGUGGGCACAUAUAGCCCUUUGUGCGGAUAUUACUUGGGCAACAGAACCACCUGAUGAUUUUAUCGUAGCCAAUCAGCGCCUUUGGGCACAACAUUGCCGAGUGUCUCAAGUUCUCCAAGAAACGGCUGAUACGCAGUGCGUAUCAAAUAGUUGUGAAUCAGAUAAAAUCGCAAAUCAAGAAAAUGGAAGCUGCUGUGGUCGGCGGAGCGUGAAGGACGUCAUACCAGAAUCUAGAUUGGCGCAAUUUUAUGGAAACUUUUAUUACGACGAUACCAGGGAAAAUUUGUACACGUGUGCAAAUGAGAAAGCCAAUGCACGCGGCUAUAACGGACAAGGAAGAGAAAAUUCAGAUCUUACAGAAUGCUGGAUGUUACCUGAGGUUGAUUAUUGGUUCCGAAAACUAGUCGAGGAUCCGGAUAGGAGCGCGGUCCCUCGCCGCCGACGACAGUACAAGAUGCUCCCGGACGAAGAUUUGUGCUCGUAUGAAUGUGGAAGCAGCAGUAUCGGUUAUCAAAGACAAACUAACGGUCACCGAUCGGCAGCUAGCGAGCGCUGGGGCCCGCCAGACGUGGCGUCGCUGGCGGCGCGCGUGGCGGCAGCCCGGUCUGUGUGGGCGCCCAGCCCUCCGCCCGCUCCCCGCAAGAUGCGCGCGAGACGUCGCCCUCCACGCCGGGUGCCAGCCCCACCGCCGCCUUACUGCCUCGACAAACCUGCGCUAUUCUGCGACCCCUCAUUUAAGUUUCAGUUCGAAUCCCCUCGACCGCCUCAGCUGACGGAAUGUCAGCGGGCGAUGGGUCGUUUGUCUGCGAGUGUUCAAGCCGUAAUGAGAGCCAACGCCUCUCGGUGUCCACCUUACAGAGGGACAAACGUCAGCAGAUACGCGCCGACCGGUCAGAGGCCAUUGCGAUACACGGACAGACGAUAUGGAAUCUGGUGGCCGCGUGAUAACCCUUCGCCGAAACUCAAUCGAAAACUGAACCUGAUAAACGUCCAGAACAACACUCCCAAACUAACAGCGGCAAACACCGAGAGCGAGACCAAAAAAGAAGAUUCGGAAGAAAGUAACGGCAAUCAGACUCCAUUGGAAGAACAGCAGGAAACGGAAACGCAAAAUCAAAAGGAAAAAGUCGUCGAUGAUGAACUGCCGUCUACCAGUGCUGCGGCCAUCGAGACGGGGAUAAGGAAGAAACGACUUUAUAGUACUGUGCUCAGUAUGAGUGCUCCACCACCGAUAAACUUAAACGUAGGAUGUAUAAGACUGACGCAGAAAUUAGGAACUCCAGGUCUGAUUAAACUGAACCCUAAAAUUGUUCUGCCAACGAGAAUCCGAGCCCCGGUUGUUGAUAGCAAAUUCGAAGAACUCGAAAAGGAAGCCUUAGAACAAUACAAAGCGUCCGACGAAAGCAUAGAUACCAAGUUUCGGGAACUCGAGAAGGAGGCGGUUGAACAAUACAGCACCAGCAAUAGUAACACUAGCUGCAGCAGUAGUAACUCCAAUGAGAAGAAACCCAGCGCUGCUCAAGAGAAUGACACAAAAAAUAAAAAGGACACAGCAAAAUUUCAUAAAGAAAACUCCGUCGACAGCGUCGUAAUAUACUCACAGAACUUCCCGGACCUUAACGCGAAAGGGCAAACAAACAGUGAUAUAAAUUUAAAAAACUUAUACAUCCCCCCGAGGGGGGAAAAAAAGGAGCUCACACAUAGAUCGAGCAAGUCGAGGAACGUUAAGAACAUUGAGUGCCAGAGACCAGCAUCAGACACGGAUUAUGAUUCGAGGGAGAACAACGUGAAGGGAAACCAUAAGUCGAUGAGAUGGACCUUACAUGUGAUGCCACCGAAGAAAAGACACUUGUCACUAUGCGUGUCAGACUUCUCAUCUGACGAAGAUAUCGAAGAUACAUCAGGAUCUCUCAAAGAUGCUGGACCAUGUAUAAAAAGUCACGUCACUGGCAAACUGAAAAUGUCGGCUCACGGGGGAGGUGACUUGCGUCCUAUCAUGAGAAAAACUAACUAA
This is a messenger RNA of Danaus chrysippus (African queen), 2046 nucleotides long. NCBI's taxonomy places the organism in Eukaryota, Metazoa, Arthropoda, Insecta, Lepidoptera, Nymphalidae. The record is from the annotation of a GenBank genome assembly.